Besnoitia besnoiti is the source of this 4473-nucleotide messenger RNA. RefSeq lists its product as uncharacterized. Lineage: Eukaryota; Apicomplexa; Conoidasida; Eucoccidiorida; Sarcocystidae. The coding region runs from base 1 to 4473 and encodes 1490 amino acids. The record is from RefSeq and is a predicted model, not a curated record. The transcript has a single exon.
AUGCCGCGGCGGGCGACGCUCCUGCGGCGGACUCGAGCGCGCCCUCCCUCGCUGAGAGAGCCGAGCCCCCGCAGUGCACUGAAGGCUCGCGCGUGGAGAGUUUUGCCUGCAGCGCUUCUUCCGUCUCGCUGUCUGCAGCCGCCCUUAGAAAGCCCCUGGAGCCACGAAGGCGCGCGCCGUCCGCGCGCGUCCCCGACGUCCUGCUUCGCCUCGCUGAGCUGGAGGAGACUCGCGCAAACGCUGGCGGCGGCUCCAGGCGCACAGCGUGGGGACAGUCCUUUGGUCUUUGAGCUCCUUCCAGGGCGCAGGAACUCGCUCUCCCCGCCUUCGCGGCAGUCUUGCGCUCCACAGAACGGACUCGCCUCUGCGGCAGGCGCCUCUCAGCCCUCUGCGCGGUUCAGAGGAUUUUCUUCUUGUUCUUCGUCUGCCCCCGGCUCUGCAGGAUCUCGCUCGGACUCAUUGCCAGCCUCUUUCUCCUCCCCCGCUUCGCGUGCUUCAGCCCGGUCUGCCGCGCCGCGCGCCGCUUCGCUGGCCUCUCCGGCGGCGCAGCCUUCCGCAGUUUGGCAGCGUCUCGCGUCGCUCGCCGACGAGACUUUUUCGGCUGCCUCUCCAGGAUACAUUCGCAGCGGACAGAGCCUUCCUCCACAGCGCUUCUCGUCACCGCCGCCGGCUGAGGCAGCCCGUCCGGCGCUCGGCCUCUCGCUGUCUCCCAUCUCAGGCUCUGCGUCGACGCCUUCGCCUUCGUAUGCGGGUUCGCCGUCCUCUUCGGGGGGGAACUCGAGUCCGCGCGAAGAAGCCGCUCCAGCUGCUGCGGCUUCUGCCGUUUCGGCCUUUGCUUCUUCGGCGCCGCUGCACUUCCCGCGGCAUGAGUCCGUGAGGCAUCUGCGCGGGAGCGCCGCGCGAGGAGACGAGACUUCUGAGGCGGAUGGACCCGCGGUCGUCAGGGUCUCUCGCGCGACGCCGAGAGCCGCUGGCGACCGCGAGCGGCGCGGACUCGCCAAGGCGGGAAGGCCUGCGCGGCGCUCCCGCGCAGAUGCCGAGGAGGACAUCGCGAAGUGGCGAGGCAGGAAGCCGGAGGAGCUGCGUUCGAUUCAGCGAGAGCGGUGGCUCCUUGAGCUUCUCACGAGUCGGUCGCCCGACGCGCUGGCUGGCGUGCAGCGAGAGCUGCUCGCCGUCCUUCGAGAAAGGGAGCAGCACCGCGUCCGAGAAGAAGAGCGUAUCGCCAAGGCCGGAGACGCCCGCGGCGCGCGCCGUCGCCCUGCGGCGUCGACGCUUCGCCUCGCCAGCCGGGGCCUGCCGCACUUCCCGUAUCCGCCGCUGGUUCACGGAAGCAGAGGCCUUUCGCUUCUCUUCCAAGCGCUGCGCGAGACGCCCGCCGGCGCGCCCUGCAUCGGCGCCUCAGGCGCCCAAGCGGCUGCGGGAGGCGAGGCGCCGAAGCCGCUCAGCCCGGCGCAGAAGGCGCGCGCAGUUCACGAAGUCGUCCGCGACCUCCUGUAUCACCUCCCGCACUUCUCAACGAGCCACGUUGCUAUCGUCUUGCGGCUACUCACGGCGUCUUUACCUGCGGCCUGGCUCUCUGUCUCCGCGGCGCCCCCCUCUGAUCUGCGUUCAGCCGCCCAGCGCGCUCCAUCCGAGCACCGCCAAGACGCUGCGACGAGGCCGUUUUCGUCGGCAGACUCCGACGAAAACGGCCUGGUCACGACGUCUUCCUCUAUCUCCCGCCGAGGCCUCCAUCCGCCCGCGAGGCUCCCGCGCGCAGGCGCGUCUGCUUCAUAUCUCUUUCUGCGCGAUCCGAUGUGCUUCGAGGCCAUGACGCUCGCGGAGCUUCGCGUUGAGCUCCUCGCAGUCCUCGCACGCCGCGUGUCGUCCCCGUGGUUGGCGUGCUUUUCUCCCGAUGAGGUCGUUGCCCUCCUCUCCUUCGCGAGCCACGUGGUCACCUCUGCCUCGUUUUCGUCCGCAGCACCUUGCCUCGACUGCGGAGGCGCGACGCAUGGCACCAGCGGCGCGGAGGGCGGGGCCUCCGCGGCCUCCACUAGGCGGCAGGCGCUGCGGAAUAACGCGAAAAGCGCAGACAAGGCGGCAGUCCGAAGACGCUUAGAGGACGACGUCGAGCUGCGGGCGCUCCUUCAGCGCAUUUGCGCAGCGCUGCAGGACAAGCUCGACGCGUUUGCCUCGCUCGCGGAUCUCGCCGUCCUCGCGCAAGCUCUGAGCCGCCUAGAGAGCCUCGAGGGUCGCAUGCUCAGAGCGGUCGGCGACCGCGCGGGCGAGCUGCUGGCGCUCAGGCGCGCGCGGGAGGAGCGGCUCGCGACCCGCAGAGGACUGGAGGGGAAAGGUCUUUGCUUAGAAGCGCGCAGGCGGCGUUGGGGCGCGCUGUCUGUCGAGGCAGGAGCUGAGGAGGACUCCGAAGAGCGCCAAACAGAUCCGUACUCCGCCGCGGCUUUCCAGGAGCUCGUCUUGAAGGAUCUGAAGAGCGCCGCGGUGCUGUGCACGCUGAUGAUUCGGCUGGGCGCGGUGGCUCCCCUGUUCCAGCGCGAGCUCUUCCUCUGGCUCUCGCACGUCGUGCGGGGACUGGCUGCGGCGUCCCACGAGGCGGCGGAGCUGCUGCUGCAGGCCUCCGACGCGCGUCCAGACACACGCGAAGGCGCCCGCGACGGCGCGGACGCCUCCCUUACGCGAGCUCCCGCUCAGGACUGCGACGCGCGGGGCCGCGUGAGUCUGCGCGACUUUUCGCAGCGUUCGUCCUCGUUCUUGCCUGCGCUCGCCACGUGCCUCGUGGACAUGCUGCUGCAGCGCGAGCGAGAGGGCAGAGACCUCUGCCUCAGGAGGGACAGUCUCGAGGGGACUCCAGAGACAGAAAGAGACGACCAGGCCCGCCAGCAGCCGGCGGACGCGAGCGACGAGGGUUGUCGAGGAGACGGCGAGGGCGAGGAAAAUCUUGGCGGCAAGCAUGGCCGCGGUGAGGCGCUUGCGCGCGCCGGACAUGAGGCAGAAGACACUUUCCUCUUUUUGGCGACGCACGGAGUCAGGUGGCUGCAGUCGCCGGUUCACACAGUCAGCAUCGUCCGCGCCCUCGCGCUGCUGGCAAAGAGAGAGGCAUUGGAGUGGAGAGAAAAGGAACGCGAGCGACAGCUGCUCAGCUCGGGAGAGGACUGGCGUGUCAUCUGCCCGCAGGCAGGCGCCCACCCUUCAGACGAGGCCUCUCUCACGUCUUUAUCAGCCCCGCGCGCAUUCGCGUCGUCCGAGUCCCGGUACCUGACUCGACUUUGCCGCAUUCAAACGACUCAAGCGCGCGCGCUUCAGCACCUCCUCUCUCUCCUCGCCUCGUCUGAUCUCGCGGGCGUCUCCAGCUCUACUCUUCCCGCUGUCGCUCUCUCUGCAGUCGCUACGCCCGCCACUUCUGCGUCGUGGGAAGGAGCCGGCUCUCCGUCUAUUAGCCGACCGUCUAGCUGCGGUCCGCCCCUCGACUUUGUGCGUUUGCGUCCGCUGCUGAUGGCUUUGCUGGAGUCUGCGGAGGCCGCUCGGCGAGGGCGCGAGUUGCCUGGGCGUGCGGGAGAGCGCGGGGCGGAAGCGUUGGCGCUGCGGCUCUCGCUGUUGCUUCGGCAACUCGUUCUGGCUACGCCCUUUGCACACAGAGAGUCGGACAAGCACGCAACGCUCAUUCCGUCGCUGCGCGCUCGCCCGCAGGAGCUGGAGUGGGCUUUCCCGCUGGCGCUUCGAGCUGCGGCGGCUGUCGCGUGCCUCCUGGCUCCGCCGCGUCCGCGGGCCCCAGACCCCGCCGCUUCUCCGCCCCGUCUGAGCCUCGCCCUCGAGCCUCAGGCGGCGCGUCCAGGAGGCUCGCGCGAGGUCGCCGACCGGCGCGGCCCUGCCGCAGGGGGGAGCGAGACGGGGGACGACGCGGAUGGCGACGCCGCGCUGCCGCACGUCUGCUCUCAGCCUUCGUCGGGCGUCUGCGAGUCGCCUCAGGGGGAGGCGGCUCUCCCCGCGCUGCUCGCGGCAGUGGACGCCCUGGCGGACGCGUCGCUCUCUUCGCUUUUCCUGCUGCGGGCGCGGGCGGGCUCCCACGCCCCUCGCCACCCCGCCGCGCAGGCGCUGAACGCGCUGCUGCUCCGCCUGCGCGCGCUCGACCCGCGCAACUCCGCGUCGGCGCGAGACUGGAGCCUUCCGCCGAAGCAGGCGGAAGGCCCCAGUGGGGCCAGAGAGCCACGUGGAGGUGGAGCGGCAGGCAGUGGAGACGAAGCAAACGCCAAGCACCACCACCCAGAGACGCAGCGGCCGUCGGAGGCCCGCGCCCCGAGCGGCCCUGAGCGUGCGCACGCGGCGCAGGCGCAGGGAGACCUGUCGAGGAAGGCAGACGAAGACGGGGAGCGGCAGAGGCCUCACGCAGACGAAGACGGCGCUGAAGAUUCAGUCGGCGAACUGCGGAGGCGCGUGGUAGACCGGCUCUCGAGCCUCGCCGCGUCGCUCCGAAGGUGA